Nezara viridula (southern green stink bug) is the source of this 492-nucleotide messenger RNA. Lineage: Eukaryota; Metazoa; Arthropoda; Insecta; Hemiptera; Pentatomidae. The record is from the annotation of a GenBank genome assembly.
AUGGGCUGUUCUUUUUGCAGUAUUGAUACAAGUCCAUCAGAUAUGUCUGCCUACCCAGCAUCUCCAGCUUAUCCAGCAGCUCCACCAUACGAGGCUUCUGCUUAUCCAGCUUCUGCGGCUUAUCCAGCGCCCGCGGCCUAUCCAGCGACUGGAGCCUAUCCAGCAUACGCGACGGCACCGCCCCCUGAUGUUUAUGCUAUGCCUGCUAUGCAGCAACCGAUGCCAAUGGCUACACCAGCAAGUGCCGCUUUUGAUGCCUACCCCGCGUCAGCCACAUACAAUGCCACACCAGCCUAUGGUGCCGCUUUUGAUGCCUACCCUGCAUCAGCUACAUACGAUGCUACACCAGCCUAUGGUGCUGCCAUCAUUGAUGCCUACCCUGCAUCAGCUGCGUUCAGUGCCCAACCAGCCUUUGCCCCAGCCGCACCAGCUUACGAAGUUUCAUCUGCUAUGCCAGCAAUGCCAGCUUCUGAAAGUUGGGACCAGUAUUAA